This is a messenger RNA of Onychostruthus taczanowskii (white-rumped snowfinch), 637 nucleotides long. RefSeq names its product lysosomal amino acid transporter 1 homolog. The coding region runs from base 23 to 592 and encodes 189 amino acids. The record is from RefSeq and is a predicted model, not a curated record. The transcript is spliced from 6 exons. Lineage: Eukaryota; Metazoa; Chordata; Aves; Passeriformes; Passeridae.
GUCACUGCGGUCAGCUUUCAGAAUGCAGAUUGCCACUGCUGCUUUUUAUGAGAACAAGGACCUAAUUAUGAUUCCACAAUUUGUGUACUGUAAGCUCAAGAAUCAGAAGGUGACAAAAGAGGGAUCUAAAAAUAGAGUGUACAAAUUCUGGAGUUCUGAGACCUGCAGUCCCAGCCUGAGGAAUUUGGGCACAGCCUGGAUGGUGGGGUGUGGAGCUCUGAGUGGCACUGCCCUCUGUCAGCUGCUCCUCAGGAACCAGCAGCACAGGCCAGCAAUCCCAAGGAAUAAUAGCUCUCCUGACCUGAUUGAAAUGCCAGGCUUCAUUUGUGGCUGUGUGUCCUGUGUUUUCCUGGGCAGCAGAUUCCCUCAGCUCUGUAAAAACCUCCAGAGAAGAUGCACAGAAAGCACCUUUUACCUGCUCUUUGCCUUGGCCCUGAUGGGAAACUGCACCUGUGGACUGAGCCUUGUUCUAAAGAUGCCAGAACCCAAAUCCUCCUGGGUCCUCUGCUUUCUUCACCACCUUCCCUGGCUUAUUGGGAGCUUUGGAGUUUUGUUCCUUGACAUUUUGGUAUCAUUUUCCUGUUACAGCUAAAGAUUCAAGUAGGCUUACUAAUAAAUAGAUCAGAAAUGAAGUGGA